Molecule: messenger RNA, 720 nt
Organism: Colletotrichum siamense
Lineage: Eukaryota; Fungi; Ascomycota; Sordariomycetes; Glomerellales; Glomerellaceae
Exons: 3
Coding region: 1-720 (239 amino acids)
Source: RefSeq, a predicted model, not a curated record
AUGUCUGAUGAUGACGGCAUGAGUGUAGCCAAUGUCAAGGAAGACAAACCCGAGCCUGUACCCUUCUGGGAGUGCCUCAAGCCCGCCACCUCGACGAUUGAGUGCGGCAAGGCCUUCAGCUUCGACCCGAUUGGCGACCUGACCCUUAGAGUUGGCGAGGAUGGAGUCGCCUACGAGUUCGUCGUCUGCUCCCGAACACUCUCUCGGUGGUCACCAGUGUUCCGCACCAUGCUCUUCGGUGGCUUCGCAGAGUCAAGGCCUGCUGACGCCGUCUGGAGCGUCAGCCUACCCGAAGACCUUCCCUCAGCUAUGUUCCUUGUCCUGAGCAUCAUACACGGCUGCUUCGAGCAUGUGCCGACAUCACUGAGUCAAUUCGAACUGUACCAGACGCUAGCCGUGACGGAGAAAUACGACAUGACAAAGAUAGUGCGGCCGUGGGCGGCUCAGUGGUUUAAGCCAUACAAGAAGAUUUCUUCAAUCAAGGGCAACGAGAUACUUCUCUGGGUUUCCUGGGAACUCGGAUAUGCAGAGAACUUCCGCUCGCUUGCAAAGGACCUUCUUCUCAGCUCCUCGGUCAACGACGAGGGACAGCUAGUUGGCCACGAUGGGGUCGCCCUUAGCACAUACAGCUGUUUAGAGCCACCCGGAAUCCUCGAGACAGUCACAAAGCACAGGCAAGAGCUUGUCAGCCAAAUGAUCAAAGCCAUUUUUAUACCGUGA